Molecule: messenger RNA, 2366 nt
Organism: Coregonus sp. 'balchen'
Lineage: Eukaryota; Metazoa; Chordata; Actinopteri; Salmoniformes; Salmonidae
Source: the annotation of a GenBank genome assembly
AAGCCCCUCAACAGCAAGGACCUGCAAAAGGUGGACCACAACAGCAAGCCCCCCAACAGCAAGCCCCUGCUAAGGGUGGACCACAACAGCAAGCCCCCCAACUACAAGUCCAUGCUAGGGGUGGAUCACAACCGCAAGCACCUGCUAAAGGUGGACCGCAACAACAAGGGUCACCUAAGGUUGGCGCUCAGCCACAAGGGUCCCCCAAGGGUGGACCACAACAGCAAGGAUCUGCUAAAGAUGGACCCCAACAGCAAGGUUCACCUAAAGUUGGAGCUCUGCCACAAACUCCUAAGGGACCACAACAGCAAGGACCUGCUAAGGGUGGACCCCAACAUCAAGGGUCCCCUAAGGUUGGAGCUCAGCCACAAGGGUUGCCUAAGGUUGUAGCUCAGCCACAAGGGUCCCCUAAGAUUGGCACUCAGCAGAAGGGGUCCCCCAGGACUACACCACAGCAGCAGGCCGCUGGUAAAGCUUUGCCUCAGUCUAAAGCUGGACCUAUGGCUGGAGCUAAACCCCUGUGCCCAGUGUGUAACACUACUGGACUCAACCUACACUCCAAGGAGCCACCCAACCAUAACACCUGCACACAGUGUAAGACUGUCGUCUGCAGCUUGUGUGGCUUCAGUCCUCCUGACUCUGGCGUAAGUAGAGCUUAAUUCCAGAAUAUACAGUAUUUAAUAAUUUGUUAUUAAUUUAUCAGUAUUAAACAGUAGGAAAUGUUAUUGUCUUUUUGACCUAAGAUCUCAUUGUAGCAUUUGUAUGAAUCACAUUCUGUGUCAAAUUCGUUUUGUAUUUUUUUGUACAGUGGAGAAUUGAGCGUGCUUGAGCCUGGCCAGUGUGGUUUGAUAAGUCAGAGUAUUGACUCUAGUUACCACUUAGCAGGCUGCUUAAACAGAGUAAUUUGAUUUAGUGGCAGGUCAUUCAGCAUGAGGCAUUGCUGACUGUAUAUUAGGGUAGUGUUGUACUGUAAAGGCAGUAGCAGUAGAUAAAUAAUAAUAAUAAAUAAUAUGCCAUUUAGCAGACGCUUUUAUCCAAAGCGACUUACAGUCAUGCGUGCAUACAUUUUUUGUGUAUGGGUGGUCCUGGGGAUCGAACCCACUACCUUGGCGUUACAAGCGCCGUGCUCUACCAGCUGAGCUACAGAGGACCACUGUUAGUCUAAUAUUCUACCAUAAAGACACAAUGUUAGUCUAAUAUUCACAUAUUUCUUUCAACGGUAAGUCAUAACCUUAAUUAUUUAGUAUGUAGUAUGCAUCUAGUAUGGAUUAAGGAUUAAGAAGAAAAAAAACAUAGAUCAUGAGAAAAACAUAGAUCAUAUUGAUUGCAUUGACAGUUUUUUUUUGUUAAUCUGUGAGAAAACAUUUUUUUUUAAUAUGAUGCUAAAACUGUGAUUUCUAUUGCAGGGUAAGGAGUGGCUGUGUCUGACCUGUCAGAUGCAAAGAGCACUCGGAGGCUCUGACCCACCUGGAACCCCCAAGAUGAAACUCCAGCCUUCACCCAACAAAGCCUCUAUAUCUCCUGCACCACAGAAGAAAGACACCUCUACACCAGGCUCCCCCCAGAGAAAACCUGCUACAUCAGCAACACAGCCACUCAAGGCAGAGGCUGCUAGAGCAGCAGACCCUCACAAACCGGCCAGCCCAGCGCCUGCUCAGAAGGCACCACAGGAGAACCGGAGAACAUCAGGGCCUCAGAAACCACCAGAGCAGCCAGGCCAACCUGGUCAUGAGCAGAGUAAUGCCACCCCGUCCACACAGCAGGUGGCUGGGAAGCCUCAGCAACAACCUCCAAAAGGUGGGACAUCUCCUGCCAAAGCUGUGCCACCACUACAGUCCCAGCCCCCCAAGCAGGAGUCAGGGGGCUUCUUUGGUGGCUUUGGUGGUCCUAAAUCUCAGUCUACCUCAAAGCCUGAAGAUUCAGUGUCUGGGAAGAUGUUUGGCUUUGGCUCCUCCAUCUUCAGCUCUGCAUCCACUUUGAUCACCUCAGCUGUUCAGGAUGAGCCCCAUGUCACACCACCAGCUUCCCCCAAGGUGUCUGCAGCAGCCCAGGCCUCUCCCAACAUGCCCCCUGUAAAGGAGACCAAACCACCUGCUGCUCAGAAAGCAGAGGAGAAAAAAGCAGAGCAACCCCAGCAGGCUGCAGUCCCCCCAUCAGUACAGGCCAAAGUGGACAAACCCCUAUCAGAGCCUCCAAAGGGAGCAGCAUCUUCCCAACCAGCUCCCAAAGCAGGCCAGUCCACCUGUCCGCUUUGCAAGGUGGACCUCAACAUGGACUCCAAGGACCUUCCCAACUACAACACCUGCACCGAAUGCAAGAACACUGUCUGCAACCUCUGUGGAUUUAACCCCAUGACAAAUGUUACU